AUGACCACUUAUGUCAUCAACAACGGGGAGUUUGAAAAACUCCAGAACAAGGUGAUUCUCGUCACUGGUGGUGCUGCCGGCAUUGGCCGAGCCAUUGUGACUCUCGCUCAUCAGAAUGGCGCCAAAGUAGCGUUCUGCGACGUCGACGAGGCUCGAGGCAAACAAGUGGAGCAGGAGCUUGACGCUAACGUGUUCUUCAAGCGAUGCGAUGUAUUUGACUGGGAUGAACUCCUCCACUUCUUCCAAGAAACCGUUUCGAAGUUCGGCCGGAUCGACACAGUCAUUGCGAACGCCGCAAUUAAUAAGUUAGAGACACUUGAUGAGCCCAUUGAUGACGACUUGUUGCAUUUGAAGAAGCCGGACCUCUCCGUUCUGAACGUCAACGUUGCUGCAACCUGGUACGUAACCAAAUGCGCGAUCAGCUUUUUCCGGAUGCAUCCUCAGAUACCUUCGCAACUUGUUCUCUUUGGAUCAGCGGCUAGCAUCUGGGACACACCCCCCUUGUACACAUAUUGUGCCAGUAAAGGGGCUGUGUUGGGUCUCAUGCGUUCCCUGCGGACCCAGCUUCCAAAGAUGAACAUCAGCGUGAACAUGAUAGCUCCUUGGAUGACAGUAACGGAAAUGGUAACAGACCAUAUAAGAUCGAUUUGGGGGGACCUCCCAGCGAACCAACCUCGAGAUGUUGCCAAAGCAAGUCUUUUGCCAGCAGCAAGACCAGAUAUCAAUGGCAAAACCUUUUUUGUGAAUGGAGGCAAUAUAACAGAGUUGGAGGACAAGCUAGAUGAGACCCAGCCCCUUUGGUUGGGAAUGGAAUUGGACAGAAAUAUGCGGGAAGGGCAGCGAAGACUGAUUCCCUAG
Molecule: messenger RNA, 858 nt
Organism: Colletotrichum gloeosporioides
Lineage: Eukaryota; Fungi; Ascomycota; Sordariomycetes; Glomerellales; Glomerellaceae
Product: Short-chain dehydrogenase reductase 5
Exons: 4
Coding region: 1-858 (285 amino acids)
Molecular function (GO): oxidoreductase activity
Source: RefSeq, a predicted model, not a curated record